CUCAACCAUCAUCCCGAGGACGAGAAGAAAGAUGGCGACGGCGGAGGAGUUUUUCAGUUUGCAGAGAGAUUAUUGGGAUCAAGUAGCCGAAAACGAUGGUUUCGAUUUAGAGAGUGUCUCAGUACCGUCAUCUAUGAUUGGAAGGAUCACUGGACUGAUUCCCUACGACUGCGUAGGUCAGCUUUAUCCUUAUCCUAUCUUGGUCAAUCUUUAUGCUAAGGCGGGGCUUCAUCGUUACAAUAUGUUGCAGGGGACAAACUUCAAGCUCGCUUCCCUGAUAAAAUUCAACAUGUUACAGAACUGUGUGUCCUCUUUCUACAUGACCCUGCUUGCACAUGAUCCAGCUGAUAGCUCGUUGGAGAAAACCUUUCAGGUUCAAGUUGAUGAACAAAAAUAUGGCACUUUGGAUAUGGGGGUCUCCAUUGCUAGACCUAAAGGCGAAGUGACCAGCGAGAAGCCCUUCAUACCUCACUCUUAUGGUGGCGCAUUCGCUGAUGAUGAUAUCUUCAAAGGUGAAUUGCCUGAUUGGCCCUCAGAUGGUGAUUUAAAAGACGAAACCCGAUUUUACGUGGUGAAGGAAUCAGAGUGGCGAGCCACUGAUUGGAUUUUUAUGUAUUUGGAACUUGCAGUUUGUGCUAAUGAUAGGUCCAUCACUGAUAUGCGUCAAAAGACCGAAGUUAUGUCCCAGUUAGAGAUUGUGAAAGUGGCUAUAGAAACUGCUAAUGGAGAUGUGGAGCCGCCGAUUGAGAGACUCAAAGCCAAAAGUGCAAAUGUGUACAUAACCUUUAAGGGCUUGGAAGAGCCUCGAGCCCCUCGGCGGCUUUUUGAGGUUGGUGUGGAUCUUGAACGCAAAGCUAUAGUUAGAAGAGUCAUAGAUGAGCAUACAGGAGACUUGAAGCUCGUUGGUAAGCUUUGUGGUGGUCAGUAUCACAAAAGGCCUUGGCUAGCUCGCCAGAAGAGAGAAGAAACCCAGAGUUGUGAAAAGCGAGCUCGCUUAGGCUAGGUGGCGGCGUUUAGCUGGUUUUUGUUUUUAUGUUAAAACUAUAUAUUAGCAUGUACGUGUGUCCUUUAUUAAUUAGGAGGAUCCAUUUGGUUUUCCUUUUCAUUUCCCAUAUUAAAUAAACCCUACAAACAUAUACUA
Camelina sativa (false flax) is the source of this 1141-nucleotide messenger RNA. RefSeq names its product UPF0725 protein At1g23970. NCBI's taxonomy places the organism in Eukaryota, Viridiplantae, Streptophyta, Magnoliopsida, Brassicales, Brassicaceae. The record is from RefSeq and is a predicted model, not a curated record.